ACCAAUAAAUCUCAAACCCCUUGUUUGAUCGGCUCAACGACUUAACGCGAUUUGAAAACCUUGAGUGAAGUUAUAUAUGUUGGUGAUGAAGUUUACUGCAAUGGUGGUGUCAUUCUGCCUAGCUCAUUGGCAUAGCAUCCUAAAGCUAGAGAUAGUCAUGCAACUUGAAACGCAGUUUCCAUUUCUCCUCCUUCUAUUUUGGUAGUUACAUUCUUCAACCGUACUUGUAGUGACUAACUGAUCCGGCCAGCGUAUUAUCUGGUUGUUCAUUGUUGAAGGCAAAUAAUAAAGGAGAGUUGACGAGUCUUGAGAAACUUCCCGUUGAUUGAUGUGACCACUCAAACAAAACAGAAAGCAUACCAAUGUUCGUUACAAAGAAAGCAAAAUCCGGACGAAUUUACACUUAACUGUUGCUUGCUGAGUGUCUACACGGAGGCUAAGGUCCAGAACAUAACGUGAGAUGAAAUAGCAAUAACAAGCCAGGUUCCUAAAGCCAGGAUUAUGGAGAUCUCGAAUCUGCGACAUGGGAGAUUCUCUUGGGCCUUGCAGAACUCCAAGUCCCUUGCGUACAGAACUACAACGCCGGCUGAUGAACACGCUGCAGCAAGUGACAACAUAGCUGUUACCUGCAGAAUCCCAGCACUAUCGUUAUGCACAGCUGCAAAAACAGACGCAAUUGGAAGGAAAAAGGCAUACAACGUUUUCAACUGAUAACGCAGAUGAUACUAAACGUAUAAGCUGAGAAAAUUUGCACUACUCCUGCUAAGCAACAUUAGUGGAACAAGUUCAUUGAAUAGCAUAGUUUCUUUCUAUCACCAGUAGUGCAGAAGAUCCUGGAAUUUGAUAGGCUUUUCUUGCUAUGGUUACGAAGUGACCGAAAUGGAAGACUAGCUAAAGAGGAGAGUUGGUGAGAGUUAAGUACCCAAUCCCCUACGACAAAUAGGCUCACAAGGACAGGAUUCUGAAGGUCUUUCUUUCUCCUCAACGCGUAAAUGUCGAGACAUGCAAGUCCAAAGCUCCAUAGGAGUUGAAGGCCCAUUGAUGCAAUCAAAUAGCUGAACAAGAGAACAAGUAUCAGCAUCACAAACAAGUGUUUACUUGUUCACUUCCAAAAUGCAUAACAGCAGCAGAAAGACUUGAGUGCAAAUGCCGAACCAGAGAUGCAAAGACAGCAGGAGCUUGAAUGGCAUUCAGUCGAAAAAUAACCAAACUGAGACCUUAUCUACCCACUUGGAAAUUGGAAAUCACACACCUUCGUAAGUUAUAAAACAAGACUACUAAGAAUCUCAUAUACGCAGUGCAUAGUUCAAACCUCCACUCAAAAUUUGAAUCAAUGAACCUAAGCCCAGAUUGUAAGUUCCUUAAACUGGAGUACUGAAGUACAAAUGUAAGAACAAAAGCUCACACAGCCUAGUAAAACAAGACCCAGGGGAAUUUCUCGCUCGAUUUUAGGAUUUCACAUUUGGCAAACAGCAUGAACUUCCUGGAGGGCACAUACAUAAUCAAAUGCUGCAAUGCUUCGUUGAUUGGUAUUUUAGGCUCUUAUUUCUUUGAGAGAUAAAAAGCUAGCUGCAAAGUGAAGACAGCAAGUGAAAUCGUACCAGAAAGCGGUGUAGCUAGAGAAGCCAUUGGCAGAGACCAUAACCCCAAUAGAAGCAGCAGCGAACGCACAUUGCCCUAUUCUGAGUAGCAACCCGCUCACCGUCCCUGGACUCCCUAACAGCUCCUUCAUUUCCCCAACCUCGACAACUAUUUUCCCUGCUUCUUCGAUCUAGCCAAAACCCAAACGAGGACGUCCUUCUCUUGGCUGAAAGACACCCUUCUGAGUGUGGUAAGAUCCCUAGCUACUCAGCAUCUCCGCCAUUGAUGCAAAAUCUGGGCUGGCCCAACUGGGGGGUCACAGGAGCAAAUGCUUUGAGAUGUAUCUACAAAUCUGGAUGGAGGGAGGGAGGGAGAAUCCUUCUCUUGGCUGAAAGACACCCUUCUGAGUGUGGUAAGAUCCCUAGCUACUCAGCAUCUCCGCCAUUGAUGCAAAAUCUGGGCUGGCCCAACUGGGGGGUCACAGGAGCAAAUGCUUUGAGAUGUAUCUACAAAUCUGGAUGGAGGGAGGGAGGGAGAAUCGUUUCCCGUUUAGAAGAGGACAGUGGACGAUGGAUCCAUUCUCUUUUGGCCGUUAGAGGUCGGGAUUCGGGGCAUGUUUUUUUAUUUUCAUUUUUCAAAUUGUCGAUGAAGUGCAAGGGAUUGCAAGUCCUACGUGGUUUUUCUUUUUCCCGUUUUCAUUUUUUAUAGCUCCAAUGUUUAACUUUUUCUUAAUAUUUGAAUAUUCUUCUAUAUAUAACUGAAUUACUAUUCGUAACUCAACUACGAGUUAUUCACCGUCCUAAAUUGAUAAUUAGAUUUUUGUCAUUCCUUCUAUUUUAUAUUAAAAAUUCAAAACCUCU
Messenger RNA from Linum trigynum, 2441 nucleotides. NCBI's taxonomy places the organism in Eukaryota, Viridiplantae, Streptophyta, Magnoliopsida, Malpighiales, Linaceae. The record is from the annotation of a GenBank genome assembly.